Molecule: messenger RNA, 3030 nt
Organism: Suillus subaureus
Lineage: Eukaryota; Fungi; Basidiomycota; Agaricomycetes; Boletales; Suillaceae
Product: insulin-like growth factor binding protein
Exons: 6
Coding region: 188-2827 (879 amino acids)
Source: RefSeq, a predicted model, not a curated record
AAUGGACUUGCUUAUUGUUCUUGGGUGUGGCAUUGUUCUCUUGGGAUAGCGGUUGAGCAGCAACCCGCCGACCUUAUUCUUUUAAAAUAACAAAAGGCCACACUCGCCAUGUUUUUUUUGUGACAGAGCUUCGCGCUUUAUUUCUUUACUUCUUGCUUUCAUCUCGCUGCGCGUUCCUUAGCUUGACAUGUUGUCGAGCAUAUUUGCUGCUACUUUUGCCUUUGGCGCGUCUGUUGUCGCGCAAUCUUCGUCUUCUGUUGUGUGCGUUGCGGGUCAAUGCCUGCAAGGUAAUUCUAAUACAACUCUUGGAGCAACUCUCUCAGCAUCUGGAAUAUCGACCGAAGUGCUUCUUCUUCCUGGACAAUAUGCAUCCACGACCAACCCAGAGCUUCUUCAUGAGCUGUUAACGUCUUCUUCUGCUAAACUUUCUCCGUCUACUGGCUUCGUAAACUCGAGCGCCGGAUCUUCAGUUGCUCUUCCACUAAAUAUUGCACUUCAGCCAGGCAUGGUGAUCUACCCGCAAGCUUUCUAUUCAGGACAAGGUUCAUAUUCAAGCCUCCCUACGUCCCCCGUCGGAAAUACAACCAUCCCAUUCACUGCUUCGUCAUUUGCCCUCUCAGGGAACGUAUGGGCAGCCGUAUCAGCCGGAAGCAACAGCCGUGUCAUUCUGUGGAACUCUGUUCCUGAUGUCAGCCAGCUCCCUGCGAGCGCCUCAGGGUCCCUAUCGUUGCUCAACCUGCAAUCAUCAUCCUGUUCGCCGGCUUGUUCCGGGAAUGGCAUUUGUUCCGCUUCUGGGACGUGUCAAUGUCAAAGCGGAUUCACCGGUUCAUCUUGCGAGUCGUGUUCGUCUGGUUUCUUCGGACCGGAGUGCCAGGCUUGUCCGUCAGGGUGUACUUCAUGUGAUGAUGGAAUCUCGGGCACGGGGCGUUGCUUGGUGCCAGUGGUUUCAAACCUGCCAUCGAGCUGCAAUUGUAUCAACGGCGAAUGUGGCGCCAACGGACAGUGUACCUGUAUCAACGGCUGGACCUCGGCGUCAAAUGGAACUCAAUGUGCUGCAUGCGCGGCCGGUUUCUUUUUAGAUACAAACGGGAACUGUGAAAUUUGUCAAUUGGGUUGUCAACAGUGUGCCGAUGGCACCGGGGACUGCAUUACUUGUGCAUCGGGCUUUACUCAGGACGGGAACGACCGCACAAUGUGUGAUGCCAUUCCACAAACUACGUCAAACGGCACGACUUGUCCCAGUGGAAGCUACGGCGCUGGGUCUACUUGCGCGAUUUGUUCCCCGCUUUGCACGACUUGCACCGGGCCGAAUUCGAACAAUUGUGUCAUUUGCGGAUCUGGCACGUACAAGUUUAAUGGGUCGUGCGUGACGACCAGCUCCGGGGGUGUUUGCUCAGGCUCUAAUAUGAUUGCCAACAAUAACAAGCAUGAGUGCGACACUUGUGGCCCAAAGUGCACGACCUGCCAGAUAUCCAGUUUCAAUGUGGCAUCUACCGUGAAUCAAGCUCAGUGUACUGGCUGUCUUCCUGGUUUCGUCUUGUCACAAGGGACGUGUGUGACGAGCUGUCCGUCUGGUACUUUCCUGUCUCCUCAAGAUAAUUUGACAUGCACAGCUUGUUCUUCGUCCUGUACUAGCUGUGCGGGAAGCGCUACCACCUGCUUGACAUGCGCGAACAAUUUGCUGGCUUCAAACGGGCAAUGCGUCAAUUCUUGUCCCUCCAACACGUUUAGUUCCUCCGGGGCCUGCGUUUCAUGCCACCCAGACUGUGCAACAUGUUCAGGCGCAUCCUUUAACCAGUGCACAAGUUGCAACAAAGCACUCCCUGUCCUUACAAGUGGGCGUUGCCUCGCUACUUGCAGCCAGAACCAGUAUUUCGACACAACAUCCUCAACAUGCCAGUCUUGCGAUUCCAGUUGUGCUAGCUGUUCAGGCGCCGGUCCAAAUAGCUGCCUCGCUUGCUCAAGUUCUAGUCAAGUUUUGCGUGGGGGUACUUGCACUUCGGCUAACUGCACGAGCAGUACAAGUGUUGUCCCAAGUCUCGGGGCAUGCCUUUCAGAACUUGUACUAGUCUCACCUUCUGGUACGAGCUCAGGCGCGCUUCCUUCGGGGCUAACAACUCCUACCACAACCACCACAACCCAACGAUUGCAGUGGUGGGAGAUUUUGCUCAUGGCGCUUGGAUGUGCUUUCAUUUUUGUGGCCUUUUUGUAUUGCUGGCGCCGCCGAGCUCGCAAGCAACGAGCAAAGGACACAGCGGCAUUUGCGUCUGCUAAGGCCCUCCACAAGCAAAACUGGAGAUGGCGACUUGCCCGCUUUGGGGAGAGGCUUUUUGGGCACAACCGUAACCCACGGCCUGAGUCAGAGGAAAUUACUUUAUGGAAACUGCGUGCCGCGGAGGAGGCACGGCACCAUAAGGAAAUGGAGAAGCUCAUAAGUGCACACGAGUACUCUUGCUCAGGAUCGAGCCGGUCUCCUUCGCCCCUCCCUUCGCUUCAUCCCUACAAGCGUCGCGGAUCACACGAUUACUCCAAUGCUAAUAGGCUAUCGGGUUCCAUGUAUUCCCAGUUGACGGGGGAGGUUCGUUCCGGACCUGAACCUCGGCAGCCUGUCAAGUCGAAUCUCUUGACUUCUCGGUUUUCGACAACAACACUUGGAUCUUCGGCACCCAAGAAACCAAACGUGUUAAAACGUCAGCUGACACCUUCUAGACCGCCAACCCCCGCUGAGGCGUACGCUGCGUCCGUAAGGCAGUCCCCGGAACCUGGCUCACCGCAUUGCAUAAUACCUACAAAUACGGACGGAUCUCGCAACCCUUUCCGUAAAUAAGCUAUGUUUUCUCAUAAUUCUGCAUGGACCUCGAGGAUUAGACUGGAUCUUUACCCACCACGAUCUUUAUAACCACGCGCAUUGUACACAUUUUUUCGUCAAUAUACUGUAGCUUACGACUAUGAUCCUGUAUGGAGUGUAAUGUAGCACUUUUAGGUUUAGCUGUCUGUGUAAAUUGCACAAUGCAGUUGGUUGGUUGCGAA